AUGGCAACUUCAACUAGAGAAAGACGUCCCUCUACAGGUGCUCCAAUUAGUGAGCUCCAAGGUCCUGUUGGUCCUGCUGGCGUUACAAGGCCUAAACACAAGCGUACCUUUACCGGUUUUGGUGCUGGGGAAAUCAAAAGUGUAGAAGCAUCGAUCCCUGAACCUCAACGAGAAGCAUGGAAGAAAUAUACUGCUAAAGGAUUUGAGACCAAGGAGGACUUUGAGAAGGAAGUCGUUCGUCAUGUUGAAACUACCUUGGCUCGUAGUAUGUUCAACUGUGAUGAAACUGCUGCAUAUGCUGCGGCCAGUUUGGCUUUCAGAGAUAAAUUGAUUACGGCGUGGAAUCGUACUCAACAGAGACAAACUUUUGCUGAUGGCAAACGUGUGUACUACUUGAGUUUGGAGUUUUUGAUGGGCAGAGCGCUCGACAAUGCUAUGUUGAAUGUUGGAUUGAAGAAUGUUGCUAAAGAGGGUCUUUCGGAUCUUGGUUUCAGAAUCGAAGAUAUCAUCAACCAAGAGCAUGAUGCUGCCCUUGGUAAUGGUGGUCUUGGUCGAUUGGCAGCUUGUUUCCUGGAUUCUCUUGCUUCCUUGAGCUAUCCAGCAUGGGGUUAUGGUUUGAGAUAUAGAUAUGGUAUCUUCAAGCAAGAAAUUGUAGAUGGAUAUCAAGUCGAAGUCCCAGAUUAUUGGCUUGACUUCAAUCCUUGGGAGUUCCCAAGACAUGAUAUCGUUGUUGAUAUCCAAUUUUAUGGCCAUGUCAGAAAGUAUCAAGAUGAACAGGGAGUAUCGAAGACUGUAUGGGAGGGCGGAGAAAUUGUCAAGGCCGUAGCCUACGAUGUUCCAAUCCCAGGUUAUGAUACACCAGCUACCAACAACUUACGUCUUUGGUCUAGCAAGGCUGCUAGCGGUGAAUUCGACUUCCAGAAGUUCAACAGUGGUGACUAUGAAAGUUCAGUGGCCGAUCAACAACGUGCCGAGACUAUCAGUGCUGUUUUAUAUCCUAACGACAAUCUCGAGCGUGGAAAGGAGCUUCGUUUGAAGCAACAAUACUUCUGGGUUGCUGCAUCAUUAUAUGAUAUUGUUCGUCGAUUCAAGAAGUCCAAGCGUGCUUGGAAGGAAUUCCCAGAACAAGUUGCCAUUCAGUUGAAUGACACUCAUCCAACUCUUGCUGUUGUUGAACUUCAACGUGUUCUUGUUGAUCUUGAAGGUCUUGAGUGGGACGAGGCAUGGGGAAUUGUCACCAAGACUUUUGGUUACACAAAUCACACUGUUCUUCCCGAAGCUCUCGAAAAGUGGUCCGUUCCUCUUUUCCAGAACUUACUCCCCAGACAUCUUCAAAUCAUUUACGAAAUCAACUUGUUCUUCUUGCAAACCGUGGAACGUAAGUUCCCUGGUGAGAGAGAUCUCCUCGGCCGAGUCUCGAUUAUCGAAGAAUCUCAACCAAAGAUGGUUCGCAUGGCUUUUUUGGCUAUCGUUGGUUCCCACAAGGUUAACGGUGUGGCUGAACUUCACUCUGAUUUAAUCAAGACCACUAUUUUCAAGGAUUUUGUCAAGAUCUUCGGCCCUGAUAAGUUCACUAAUGUUACCAAUGGUAUCACACCUAGAAGAUGGCUUCACCAAGCCAACCCUAGGUUGUCUGAGUUGAUUGCCAGCAAGCUUGGUGGUUAUGAGUUCCUCAAGGAUCUUACUCUUCUGAGCAAGCUCGAAGCAUUCGCUGAUGAUAAGGCUUUCAAGAAGGAGUGGCAGGAAAUCAAGUAUGCGAACAAAGUUCGCUUAGCAAAACACAUCAAGACGACUACUGAUGUCACCGUCAAUCCAGCUGCCUUGUUUGAUAUUCAAGUCAAGCGUAUACACGAAUAUAAGCGUCAACAGAUGAACAUCUUUGGUGUUAUUCACAGAUACUUGACUAUCAAAGCUAUGAGUCCAGAAGAGCGCAAAAAGUUGGCACCUCGUGUUUCGAUCUUUGGUGGAAAAGCCGCUCCAGGUUACUGGAUGGCAAAGACUAUCAUUCAUCUUAUCAACAACGUUGGUUCUGUUGUCAACAAUGAUAAAGACGUCGGGGAUCUCUUGAAGGUUAUUUUCUUGGAAGAUUACAAUGUAUCCAAGGCCGAGAUGAUUUGCCCGGCAAGUGAUAUCAGUGAACACAUCUCGACAGCAGGUACAGAAGCCAGUGGAACCUCAAACAUGAAGUUCGUGUUGAAUGGUGGAUUGAUUAUUGGUACCUGCGACGGUGCUAAUAUCGAAAUUACUCGUGAGAUCGGAGAGAACAACAUUUUCCUCUUUGGUAACUUAGCUGAGGAUGUUGAUGACCUUCGUCAUGCUCACACUUACGGCUCUACUCAACUUGACCCUGACCUUAAGAAGGUCUUUGAGGCUAUUCAAAAGGGUACUUUUGGGGAUGCUAAUGCAUUCGGUGCUCUCGUUGGUGCUAUUAAAGAUCAUGGUGAUUACUAUCUCGUUUCCGAUGAUUUCAACAGCUACAACCAAACUCAAGCUUUGGUGGAUGAAGCAUAUAAGAAUCAAGAUGAAUGGACUACAAAGACUAUUACUAGUGUGGCUAGAAUGGGUUUCUUCAGUAGUGAUAGAUGUAUUAAUGAGUAUGCUGAGUCGAUUUGGAAUAUUGAACCAUUGGCUGCUGGGAAGGGGGAAGAGGCGUAG
Molecule: messenger RNA, 2655 nt
Organism: Botrytis byssoidea
Lineage: Eukaryota; Fungi; Ascomycota; Leotiomycetes; Helotiales; Sclerotiniaceae
Exons: 5
Coding region: 1-2655 (884 amino acids)
Biological process (GO): glycogen catabolic process
Cellular component (GO): cytoplasm
Molecular function (GO): pyridoxal phosphate binding; glycogen phosphorylase activity
Source: RefSeq, a predicted model, not a curated record